Talaromyces stipitatus ATCC 10500 is the source of this 3078-nucleotide messenger RNA. RefSeq names its product morphogenesis protein (Msb1), putative. The record is from RefSeq and is a predicted model, not a curated record. Bases 1 to 3066 code for a protein of 1021 amino acids. The transcript has 6 exons. Lineage: Eukaryota; Fungi; Ascomycota; Eurotiomycetes; Eurotiales; Trichocomaceae.
AUGUCGUUUUUCUCGCGAGUGUUUCGAGGGAAGGAUUCCAGCGCUAGUAAAAAGGCCGCAAAGCAUACGGCCGCGGAACAGGUCCCGGCCAAACCAAAAUGGACAGAUGCAUAUCAGCGCAGUGAGGUUGCGCCGGAAGAGGUGCAGGAGCUGCUCAGAGGAUGCACGCAUGAAUUAAAAUCUCGAGGCCUCGAUAUUCCAUUUCUUUUACUUCCUUUCCGUCCGAGCUCUGAUCCCAGCGCUGCCCGAACCUUUAUUCGGAACUUUUUCAAUGCAGAACAAAAGGGGACCCCGCUUCAGGGCGAGGCGCUUAUUCAAGAGUUGCGGUUAACAGAACCUAUGGUUUUGUGCAGUGUCGUGAAAUGGUGCUGGAGCAGACUCCCUGGCGGAGUAGUCACCUGGGAGGCUUAUGAGCUCUUUAAAGUCGGAGAGCAAGACUCUGACCUCGCCCGCGAUGCUUUUAAUACAUUUAUUCCAAUUAGCGUGGAUUCAGACGCUCGUACGAAAAUCAUCUUCGACUUCUUUGAUCUCCUGACUGCCAUUGCUGCCCACGGGAAAUCUAACGGAUUAGGUGGAAGGAAAUUGUCUAGAUACGCAGGCUGGUGGGCGUUCGAGCACACUGAUAUGGGUAAUGGGUUUGAAGCUUCUUAUAAGAAUUGGGCUCAGGCCGCUGAUGCCACAAGCCACCUUUUCUUUGCUUACUUGCGGUCCAUUUCUCCAGAUUCAGUUCGUGGCAUCAACGGCAUUUCGGCGCUCCCCAUUGCCCUUCAGUCUCUUGUGCAGGCUACUGAAUACCCGCCGCAGGCUCCAAGUCUGCUUCAAUUCUCAACCACUAAGGUUGUCAUGAUUGUUGAAACGGUCUCGCCAACCCCGUUCGCCUUGUUGCGCCGUGCAAGGAAUUUUGAAUACCGCGAUAGCGACAAGCACCUCCAAGAGUUUUCAGAGUAUGAGGAUCCCGUGGAUGCGUUGACGGACGAAUGUGCACGAGUUUUGAAAGCUAUUUCCACCACCAAUCAAUCCGCUGUAUCUACCAGCAAGACUUCGACUAGUCUGCGUGACGCUUCUUGGUCGCGCUUUGAGGAUAUGGGUUUUGGCGCAUCUAUAGAUUCGGACCACGACGAUGAUAUCAUUGAGGAGAGGACAGGUCCGCUGGAGUUGCGCUCUGCGCCUCAGUCUCGCACGAACGACUUCGCGCGUCCCACCACACCUUCAUGGGCCGACUUUAUGUCGUCGGGAUUCGCGGAUGACCACGUCCCUCGUGGGCCUGCGUCACUCUUACUUCCUCCGGAUAAAGUUCUACCACCAAUUGGAACUGUGCGAGGUCAGAGCUCGCAAUCUCACAAACGCACGUUAGAUACUGAACCAAAUCUGGAACCUGGUGAGUUGGCUAGUAUCACGGUGCUGGACAUUGAUGACUCGUUCUGGUGGGUGUGGAUCAGCAGUCUGUCAGGCGAAGAACCUGCCGUGCGAAAAGCAGUCUUUGGACGAUGCGCUUUGCUCGAGACCAUCAUUAAAGGCGCCAAGUGGCUAGUUUUGGAGGAACAGGUCAAGGGUGCUGUGUCAGAACCAGAAGUCGGGGCAUAUAUUGUCGAGAAGAAGCGUUUCUUCGGUUUCUCGACGCGCAAAAAGAUGACCCGGAGUAAGUCAACUGCAAAAGGGUCGGGUACUAGCCAACCGUAUAAAUCCGGCAAUAACAACGCCACCGCGCCAGUUAGUAAGACUAGCAUUGGUCCAGAUCAGCAUGCACGUAUCCAGGCUGCGGCGGCGGCUUUGCAGCGGAAACACCGUGAGCAGGAAGAAGAUCAAAACCGUGAAGUUAAUGGACGUCGGGCUCGCAACGACGACACGUAUUCUACCAAGACUAACUCCGUCAUGACGCAAUACACUGGCUUAUUCACCGAGGCUUCGUCAGCGAUGAAGUGGACUAGACACUAUGAUAGCAAUUACGACAAGGACCAGCUGCGGUCAGCCUAUCUGAGUGACACUCGUGCUGGAACUGGUGCUCCUGCAGGUUCAUUCGUGUCUAAUGGUCGAGCAAUGUCGAAUAUUUCUGAGAGCCGAUCUGAGCAGAAACCAUCAUCAGCAGAUACCGAAAAAGCCUUGCCAGUUCCUUCCAAAGAUGAUGCUAAACCUGCAAACGGUGGUGCCGCAGACGCAGCUACGGCACCACUACCAGAGGCGGCGCAGAGCAACGGCACCGAAGAAACGAAAAAGGACUCGGCGGAAGAGCAUGGCCAUAAGAAGUUGAAAAAGAAACCUGUUGGCAACUCGGCUUUCAAGGGUAUCUUCAGCAACAAGCAGAGGACUACGGACGACACUCCCAAGAAAGAGAUUGGUAUUGAUCCGUCGGCUGUUGCAGCUGCGCGUGCCGCACUCGAAAACAAGGUCAAGUCUCAAGAUGCAUUGCCCACGCCCAAGUCGCACAACACUGGCCGUUUGGCCGAUAUCAAGAAGAAGGCCGUUCCUGAGCCCCCUGCAAAUGAUACUGCGAGCGCCGAGCAAGCAGCCCCCUCGCCCCCAUCGAAGGAGAUGAAGAAGCCCACCACGACCAAAUCCGCACCGGCUGCAGCGUCUGCAUCGCCUACAUACAGCGGACCUCCACGAACCCGUCGCGACGCGGAAUACGACGCCCUGUCUCGUAUCGAUACCAACGAGAAAGCGGCUGCAGAACGCGAAUUUUCUUCAUUCGAUCAAGGACCAUUGGCCGAUCAACCUGCUUUUGCUCCUUCGGGCGACAGUCCUAUCACCCCUGUUGCAGAGCACUUCCCAGAGAGUAAGACUGAGACCGUGGUGACGGCGACUGAAACUCCUCGUGAUAUAGCCACACCAACGGCCACGGCUGGGGCUGAGCCUGUAGCGACCAGUCCGGCGUACCAGGAUCGAUGGGCACAAAUUCGUAAGAAUGCAGCUGAGCGAGCAGCGGCUGCUACACAGGAGGAAAUUCAUAGUCGAACUAGUGUGGCGGACGAUGGCGAUACCAGCGGUGAAGAAACCAUUGAAUCACGAGUAGCUCGAAUCAAGGCUCGUGUGGCCGAGUUGACCGGUAACAUGGAAGCAGCUCGAUGAUCAUUUUGAAAA